Eurytemora carolleeae is the source of this 2178-nucleotide messenger RNA. RefSeq names its product UDP-galactose/UDP-glucose transporter 7. Lineage: Eukaryota; Metazoa; Arthropoda; Copepoda; Calanoida; Temoridae. Bases 184 to 1230 code for a protein of 348 amino acids. The transcript has 9 exons. The record is from RefSeq and is a predicted model, not a curated record. Gene Ontology annotation, molecular function: antiporter activity. Gene Ontology annotation, cellular component: Golgi apparatus.
CAGAGUUAAUUUUGCACCGGAGCCAUCUUGAAUUCUCCGAGUUUUGCCUAAAUCUGGGGGCAGAGUAAACUUGGGUUCCUUAAAAUCUCUGGGCCAGGCCUAGAUCUUGGAACAAAGUUAACUGGCACUCGGAGACAUCUUAACAUAUUUAUUCAAGCUGUGAUUUUGCUGUGAGGAUUAAAAAUGUCGAGGCAAGACAAAGACAAGGUUUUACCUAAUUCUAAGGUGCUCUCGGUCGCUUUCUUCUACUUCAUCUGCAGCAUAUCCAUGAACUUUCUUAAUAAAGCGAUUGUAUCCAGCUAUGAGUUUAACUAUCCCUUCACGAUAAUGGCUUGUCAGAUGGUGUUUACAAUAAUUCUUUUGGAUUCUCUACGGAUAUCAGGAUUUCUGAAAAUGCAUUGGUUCAGUUUACAGGACGGAAUAGAAUUCCUCCCUGCCAGUCUAACCUUUGCUUUACACUCUACACUCUCCCUGAUAGCCCUUCAUGGCAUGAAUAUUCCUAUGUACGGAGCUAUGAAACGGUGCUGCCCGCUGGUCAGUCUCAUCCUGUCAGUCACCUUGCUCAAGAAACCUCGUCCCUCGGCCCUCCUCAGCUCAUCUAUAGGAAUAAUUACUCUGGGAGCAGUGCUAGCUGCUCUAGGAGAUCUACAGUUUGAUCAGUAUGCUUACUCUAUGGGAGCUUUAUCCGUCUUUGCACAGGCGUCCUACUUGACGUUGGUACAGAAGAGCUCCGAGUUUAACCACAAGAAUACGCUGGAGAUGAUCUACAUCAACGCAUACAACACCCUCCCCGUCUUCUUAACUAUGGCUCUAGUUCUAGGGGAACCGAGUAAGGUUGCAAACAGUUUAUUGCAUGAGGUUGCAUCAUUCUAUUAUGUUUUUCUAUUAUUAGUAGUGAGUGGAAGUGUGUUGACCUACUCCCAGUUCCUUUGCGCGGCAGUGUGCAGUGCGCUCACCACGAGUAUGGUUGGACACUGUAAAUCUGUUAUACAGACAGUUCUUGGUUUCUAUACUUUCGGGGGAGUCAAGUUCCACCCUUUAAAUAUUGCAGGACUGGUAAUGAAUAUAUUGGGCGGAGUAGUCUACGCCUACGUGAAGCAGAUGGAAGGACGGAGAAGGGAGAGGAGAAUGAGCAAGGUUGAAUCAGGUUCAAGAAAAGAAUCCAGGACGAAGUCUGAUGUUAUUUUAUGCAUUGAAGAUGAAAACCGUAAUAGAACUAGAGAUAUUUAGAAGAUUAAAUCAUGAAAUCCUCGGUUAAAACUAGAGAUGUCUAGGAGAUUAAAUCAUCAAAUUCUUGGAUAAAAGUUUAAAAACAUAUCCACGGAAAUAAUUUUACAUUCAGUUAAUAUAUCAACUAUUAUAUAUGCAUAGAUGAUAAUACAAACCCACCAAAGCUCAAAAGCUUAAACCUUCUGUCUUCCAUUAAUCUAUGAUUUUUGUUAUCUUUUUGUUGUAUAAUUCAAACCUCACACAUUUUUCAUGUUGAAGAUUUUUAAAAAAUUUAGAAUAAUUUGAAGUUUAAAGUUAACUAUCCAAAAAAAUUAACACAAAUGGCUUUUACCUCUUGAGAUCCUUUUAUUGCAAUCCAGUUUGAUCCUAUGCGUGGCACUGCAAACUACAUCGUAUAUGCAAUGUAUGGGCAAUAUGCUUUCCAGUUUGCAAAAUGCAUCUCUCUUAUAUUAGAAAGUGAUCAUUUAUUUUUCUACAAUUGCUAAAAGACAAAUUUAAAAUUGUCAAGGAAAAACAUGAUAUUUUUGCGUGAAAAAAAAUACGAUCAAUCCCCUGGCAAAAUGUGCAAUGUGCUAGUGUAAUUCUCCGAACAUAACAAAUAUAUUGUACAGUCAAUUUUAAAUUUUUAGAAAUCCAGAUUGUUCAGAAUUAGAUGCAGGUACGUUCAAUUCUCAGAAUUUUUUUUAUGGAAAAUAUGGAAAAUACUUGUCAAUUGUAAGUGAUAUUUUUAAGAAUAAUGUUCCACACAUAAUACUUUUUAAAAAGAGUACUUUAAAUUUAGAAAGCAGAAUAAUAGAUUACAGUUUUUGAACUUACACAAAUCCACUUGUACAGUUAUAAACUAUGCAUUUAUAUCAUACUAACUGGAGGACCCGGCGUUGUCCGUGGAUAAAAAAAUUCAAAUUUUUUUUUGGCUUAUAACAACAUGAGUGUCUUGAAAAAAAAUUA